Molecule: messenger RNA, 524 nt
Organism: Wasmannia auropunctata (little fire ant)
Lineage: Eukaryota; Metazoa; Arthropoda; Insecta; Hymenoptera; Formicidae
Gene: RpL30
Product: 60S ribosomal protein L30
Exons: 4
Coding region: 135-479 (114 amino acids)
Cellular component (GO): cytosolic large ribosomal subunit
Molecular function (GO): RNA binding; structural constituent of ribosome
Source: RefSeq, a predicted model, not a curated record
UCGAUUGAUAUCUUUCUACAUAUCGCUCAUAGUUUAUGUAUGUUCAAACGAGUUUCUUUCCUCCGGUUCCUCGUGGAUCUUUCUUUCACCGUUUGUCCUGUUGGAAGCCGUGAGUAGAAUCGCUGAUUGCAAAAAUGGUGGCUCAGAAGAAACAGAAAAAGGCUCAGGAGAGCAUCAACACCAGAUUAGCUCUUGUCAUGAAAUCUGGUAAAUACGUCCUUGGUUAUAAGCAGACUUUGAAGUCUCUCCGCCAAGGCAAAGCCAAAUUGGUCAUCAUUGCUAGUAAUACGCCGCCGCUAAGGAAAUCUGAGAUCGAAUACUAUGCGAUGUUGGCGAAGACCGGCGUACAUCAUUACACGGGGAAUAAUAUCGAAUUAGGUACAGCUUGCGGUAAAUAUUUCCGUGUCUGUACUCUUUCGAUCACAGAUCCCGGCAAUUCCGACAUUAUAAAGUCCAUGCCGACUGGUGAUCAAGCGUAAUGCACGUGUUUAAUUUAAUAAAUAAUAUGAAAAAGCCCUGAAAAA